Agrilus planipennis (emerald ash borer) is the source of this 941-nucleotide messenger RNA. RefSeq names its product mannose-P-dolichol utilization defect 1 protein homolog. Lineage: Eukaryota; Metazoa; Arthropoda; Insecta; Coleoptera; Buprestidae. The record is from RefSeq and is a predicted model, not a curated record. Bases 201 to 926 code for a protein of 241 amino acids. The transcript is spliced from 3 exons. Gene Ontology annotation, biological process: oligosaccharide biosynthetic process.
GUUCAUAAUUAAGAAAAAUGAUGAAUUUAAUAAAAGUAUAAUAUUUAAUUAGUUAUUUUACUUUUAAAACAUAUUAUGACUUGUAUAAUAAACCCAGGAAUUUAAAAAUGAUCCAGGUUAACUAUGUUAUUAAAGACAGUUUCUUUGAGGUUAACUAGGUAAAUUUCUGCUAUAUUCCACGUCAACAUUUAAAUAGUAAAAUGGGAGACAGAAGCUACGUGAAGGACAUUGCCCUAUUAUUAUUUUCCCCUGCUUGUUAUGACCAAUAUUUCCUGGAAUUCAAUUUUCUAGAUGUUAACUGCUUUAAAGCAACUCUCAGCAAAUGUUUAGGAGUAGGAAUUAUUCUGGGAUCUCUGCUAGUAAAAAUUCCACAAAUAUUGAAAAUCUUAAAAAACAAAAGUGCCCAAGGAAUUAGUUUAUUUAGUGUGACCUUUGACCUUAUAGCAAUAACUAUUUAUAUGGCAUACAGUUGUGUAAAUGGUUUUCCAUUCACAUCAUGGGGUGAUACAGCAUUUUUGGCAUUGCAGACUGUUGCAAUUGGAUUUCUUGUUUUAUUUUUUGGGGGCUCUCCUUCAAAGGCUUUGAUCUACCUUUUGGUGUAUGCUUCAUCAGUUUAUGUUCUUAUUAGUGGAAUUACACCUAUAAAUGUAUUGUGGACAUUGCAAGGAUUUAACAUUCCAAUAUUGUUAUCAGGGAAACUUUUACAAGCACAUGUUAAUUACAAGAAUGGUCAUACUGGUCAGUUAGCAGCUGUGACAUUAAUCAUGCUGUUUGCUGGCUCCUUAGCAAGAAUAUUCACUUCGAUACAAGAAACUGGUGACACCAUGUCCAUAAUUACUUAUGCAGCUUCAUCAUUUGCUAAUGCUGUUCUUGUAUAUCAAUUAUUUUAUUACUGGAACGUUGAUAUUAACAAAAAGAAAAAAUAGAAGUAUGUUUUGUUA